AUGGCUACGGCAAGCGGGAGGUUGCGGCUUGCGUUCCGCAGUGUAGGGGUAACGCGAUCGCCUCUAACGGACUCUCCCGUCACCUUGUCCCCGUCUUCACGCAAGCACGCCCGGGCAUCAGGUUCCGUACUAACCGGAUGGCAACGGCCAGCCUCGUCGUCGUCGUCUUCUUCAAAGUGGGAGCAGGGAGCAGGACCAGGAGGUUCUUCGAGCGACAUAUUUACCAACGGCAGCACGCACAAAGGGACGCGUGACUAUGAGACACAGCGAGGCGCUGGCGACCAGCAGUCGCAGUUCUUUUACUCCCAGCAGCAAACGAGUGCGCAACAGGGGUCUUGUUUUGCGGAAGCCGGUGCAAAUCCGUCCUCAAGUGCAGCUAGCAGCUCUUCUACUUGCAUGGUCGGGCGAAACGGACGCGGCGGCACAGGCGGUGAUGCAGCAGGUCGCUCCUGUUCCUCGUCAUCUUCAUCGGCGUCUGGUAGUAGCAGCACCCCUAGCGUGUUUCUGUCGCGAGCGGGGAACGGGCUGAUGCACUACAACCUGCGGUACUCGCCAUUUCCGAGUCAUCGGCGGCGACAGCGCUUGGCUUUCUGCGAGUCCUCCCAGCGCGCGCUGCAGCACCGCCAGAAAUCCAGCCUGGACCGCGCCCGGCCACGCCGCGAGCGCAACUGGAACGCCGCCUUCGGGCGGCCACCGCCGCGAAUCCAGGCCACCGGGGCCUUCAACUCCGUGCGCCUCGGGCUGGCACAGCUGGAGGGAAACACCUUCUGUGAAGACCGGUACGCGUUCGACGAGCUGUACGUGGGUGGAUCGUCCGUCUUCCUCGUCUCCGUGUACGACGGGCACGGCGGCUGGCAGGUCGCGCACUUCCUGGAGCGCAACUUGCUAAACAACGUGCGGGAAAAGCUUUUCGAGAGCAUGUCGGCGUCCAACGGAUUCGGCGCCACCAAAGAUCAGGCGGAACCCUCGAUGAAGAGGAUGGCGCCGACGCGCGGCCCAGGUCCUCCAGGUGCAGCUCCUGCUGCUGCCGUGCCCACGGUUGUAGGCGACAAGGGCAUCAAGUUCACCGGGACCGUGGUUCCCACGGCCGUGGACGCCAGCGCAAUCGAGGGUGCGCUCCGCUCGGCCUAUUACGAGACCGACGAGCUGCUGAAGCGGCGUAUUCAGGAAUCGGUCUCCCUGGGCUUCGACCGCUUCGUGCGGCUCGGCUCCUGCGCGAUCACGGUGGCGGUCAGCGACUCGCACUACGUUAUUGCCAACGCCGGAGACUGCCGGGCGAUUCUGUGUCGGUCAAGAACGUCUGCGAAGGACCCUACAGCAAAGCCGGAGAUUGUCACCUUGUCAACCAUCCACAACGCGAACGAGCUGGCCGAGCGGGAGCGCUUUCGGUACGGCAUUCUCAAACGUUACAUUCUCAACUGUUACAAUAAUGGAUUUGUGACGCAAGAACAGACACAGUGAAAGCAAAGGGGCAACAAGCGUGGUGCACCUUUCGCAUUACAAACUCGGCACAGAAUCAGAUGCUCUGUAAUAGCCCUUCAAGAAGUUAUCAUGCGACGCAGCUUGAUCGUGGUGCGGCUCCUGAUCCUGAUGGCAAUUUUGCACGACACUGAGUGGAGGGUAACGUUUGAGAACCCCAUAUCCGGUCGGAGCGCCCGGAAGAAACCGACCUCGUGCAGUGCAUGCACGCCUACCAGGACCCGAAGACCGGCCGGCUGUUCCAGAACCCGGGCCCGGGCCUGGAGGAGGUAGAAACCGCCUGCUACAUCAAGGGUGUCCUGCAGCCGACUAGAGCCUUCGGAGACUUUGCGCUAAAGUGCUCGGAUCUGAAUGUCACCUUGGGCUCGUUCCCUGCCACUUCACUAGGUGCGCCGACGGGCAACAAAUCGAGCACGUACUCCCGGGUAGAAAUUUUUCUGGAUGGCUUAUUUACUUAUUUUCUCAACAGAAGAUUUUGAUUUUCAUCUGUUUGCUCUCUUUUUUUAUUGUAUAUGAAUCAAUGCUAAUGCUUCCCGAUGAUCGACUGAGUCUCUUUCUGCGUUUUCUUCUCUCAGUUUCCUGCACGCAAGGUCCGUCAUUUAUAUUUAUAGAUAUAUGAUGGAUCCUAGAUAUUGAUAUAUGUGUUUCCAACUCAUUGCUAACAGCCGGUUGUGCAGGACGCAGACUUUUCGAAAGGCCCCUAUAUUACCGCCGAGCCAGAGAUUAAGUUGCUCCCGCGCCAACCGGAGGACGAGUUUGUGAUCGUGGCAAGCGAUGGUCUGUAUAUCAAAUGCAAAUAUGUCUCAGUCUGGAAGGAUGCCGCUUGUGAUGCUGCAUUCGGAUUCCAAAAAAAUCUGUAUUGCAUGAGCAGCAAAUGCAAAAGGAAUCAAUCACAAUCUAAUUUUUGCUACGCGGGGACGAGGGCAUUUGUCAUGCGGAAUAGGCAUCAAGAAGCCCUCGAAAAAUCUGUGAUGCUAGGGCAUGCAUCCCAGACAUAAUGCAUGGCCCAUGCUGCAAAACGUGCAUGACGAGUCUCAGAAUCUUCCAGACCCGGACAACAUAUUUGCAAUUGAUACUGCACGACCUUCUACAAGACGAGGAGAUCAUCAGUAUAGCGCGCGCCGCCGGAAGCCCCGAGCUGGCUGCUGGCGCCCUAACUGAAGCGGUGAAAUCUCGAGCUAUCGAGGAGGCGGGACUGUCUCCCAAGGACUAUGAGCUGCUUACGCCCUCACAGCGCCGUGAUAUUCACGACGAUGUCACGGUGGGGGUGUUCUACCUGCAAUUUCCAGAGCACUGGCGCAACCAAAUCACGCAAGUUUCGCAGCAGCUCCAGAAAGUCUGUGACGACGUGCUGCGGCAGGUCGGUAACACUCUCAACGGCGCCCUUGGUAAUAUCACUUUUUUCAAGUACUAGGUUUCAUCUGGGUAGAUCCAGAUCUAAGUACAUCUAUCUAUUUUUCGCAGUGCUACGGGUCCAAAAUUCUGGGAUUGAGAUUCUGUCCCGAAGAGUCGCGUGCUCAUUUGCACUAUCGAAAACUACAACUGCUUACGUAGUACGAGAAAGCCGCAAAAAGAUGAAUGACGAUGUUGCGUCGAAUUAUAAGAAGUACUUGCACAUAGGCUUAGGCACAUAAGUAUAUCAAGAAAAUCGGAAAGAGCGCAAAACUUGUAGGUGUGGACGGAUCCGGUUUUUCCGUCUGCAUCGCUGACCCGUCGCUGGAGGAUUGUCCCUUGAUUGCCGUCUCUAUCCUGUGCAAAAGUAUCCCACUCGUACUAAUCGCAGUCAUGCAAGACAAAUUUCUUUGCCAAGCUAAAUCAGCAUCAGAAAUUCCAUUUGUCAUGCUUUGGUAAUUUGUAUUGCAAUACUACGAGUACGGUACUUUUGCAGUUCAUAGUCUCCCAGGGUUUCGAGGAGUUAACUGGCUACCCGGCAGAGGAUUGCAUCGGCCGCAACUGCCGGUUUCUGAACUACGGCGUCCCCAGCGAGAGGUUCGACGAGGAGACCCGGCAGCGUCUCCGAGCCUUCACCGAUGUGGCGGUGUCCGGGGAUCCGCUCGCGAUCGCGGGCGCCAACAUCGAUCCGCCCACCUGGGCCCGGGACAUCACCGGGGGCGGGGCCUACUUUCUGCGGUGGAACCGCAAGAAAACCGGGGAGCUGUUCCAGAACUUGUUUGUGCUUCGACAGAUCUGGGUGGACGACAAAACCUACCUGAUCGCGUUGCAAACCAAGCUCAGCGGCGGCACGCCGGGGGAUAUCGCAAGGAAAAAUCCCCCCUCCCCAUUUUGAAGAGGUAGGUUUUCGAAAAUUUGUGUUGCUGAUUUGAGGUCACAAAUCUCGUUUGUGUUGCAAGAAGACAAGGGCAGCAGCUUCCGUCCCAUUAUGGAGGCGGUUUGUCAUGCUGUUGAGCCAACAUCACGGACGCUUCUCAUGCUAAGCGCCUAAGUAAGUCAAAGCAUCUCUGCUCAGGCUUGAUAUGGGUCUGCAGUCCUCUCUAGCAAGACAGAUGUGAUUUGUGUACUCAAAUACAGCAACACAAAUUCCGCUUUCGAUAUGGGGAGGGGGGAUUUUUCCUCACAAUAGGGGAGUUGCUCUCUGCCCAGCAGCUCGCCGACCUCAAUCGCUGUUGCGACGUGGUCUCCCGUAUCACAUGCAAAAAUGUCUAGGUCUGGAACCUUGUGAUGCGAGUCUGUGAAUAAUGUUGAGCGCACUGCAAUAGAAGGUGACCAAGCGUGACAAGUUUUUGAGCUGCGGUGUGUUGCGUAUUCCGCAUGGCAGGCAGCUCCAUUUUUGCACGACAGGCAAUAGGAUCUACUUUUCGCGCCUGAGCAGAACAGAGUUAACAGGCAUGUCAGACAAGCAUGUUGACACCUCUUGCACUCUUCCAGACCAAGGCAUAUUUGCAUUUGAUAUCCCGCAACAUCUCGAAAAAAAUCACGGGACUUGAGCAGGCACUGCGGCCGCAAAACGUCGGGGAACCGCAGGCUUUGCGUGACAUCAUGCGACCUUUCCGGAAGAAACAGUCCUCGGGAACGGGGAAAGCGGCCAAGCAGUGAGAAUUUGUAUUUUAAUUUUACAGUAUUUCAAAUACAGUGCAGUCAAGUACUGACGAUCCUGUGUAUAUGUGAUGUUUAACCAAGUGGUAGUUAUUUUAAGUUCUUUGUGCAGGGAGCAGUGGUGGAUUAUGCAACCGAGCAAGUUGUAUGUACCAAAACAACAAGGCCCGCUAUCCGUAUCCAGAUCCACCUCCAAUGGAGCUGCAUUCAAGAGAGACGGAUGUUUUCUCAGGCUCAGUAUAGUUGUAGUAAAUAUCCGAAAGAGUCGUUCGCUGUACCGCGUUGGCUCUCUCAGCCUCUAGGUACUACCAACAGUGACAAAAUUGUUACUCCUACUCAGUUCUUUACUAUCUACGAGUGAACAAGAACAGUAGCAGAUGCACUAACUUAAGUACAUUCUUUUAUUAGCCAAGCAUCACAGGCAAAGCACGACGGACAACAGUUGCAUGCUAGUAUCUACAGCUUUGUAGUCCGCCCGUGUCUAUUUGAGAUGAAAUCAGAAUACGCCAAUUCAUUGACGUCACAAACGACGAGUGUAUCGUCGAUAUUGUGCAAAGUUCGAUGCAACCAUUUGAUGCGCGAAGAAGGAAGUCGUAGUCGAUUUAGCAUGAAGGUAUCAAUAACGGAAUUGGAAGAGAGCAGGAGUAUAUUCUCGUCUCCGCUUUCAUGGUCUUUUGGAUGAGGUCUCUGCUCGUCACCAUGUAACCAGCCUCCAAGCGUCUCCAUGCAUUUCGCGUGGCUCGCUGUGUCCAUGUCCAGAAAUAAAGAACAACACUAAGUCGAUCGGAUCUCUGCGUCGCGCGCCGUGGUGGAGCUCCUUGACCUUGCAGAAA
Messenger RNA from Amoebophrya sp. A120, 5366 nucleotides. The record is from the annotation of a GenBank genome assembly. NCBI's taxonomy places the organism in Eukaryota, Dinophyceae, Syndiniales, Amoebophryaceae.